Molecule: messenger RNA, 2071 nt
Organism: Argiope bruennichi
Lineage: Eukaryota; Metazoa; Arthropoda; Arachnida; Araneae; Araneidae
Gene: dup
Product: DNA replication factor Cdt1-like
Exons: 10
Coding region: 266-1942 (558 amino acids)
Biological process (GO): regulation of DNA-templated DNA replication initiation; DNA replication preinitiation complex assembly; mitotic cell cycle
Cellular component (GO): nucleus
Molecular function (GO): DNA polymerase binding; DNA binding
Source: RefSeq, a predicted model, not a curated record
CUCAGUUACAUUCCCGCCUAUUAUAAAGUUAAUUUAUAUGUUUUCUAUUAUUUUUAAUAUUUUUCUUUGUUGCUAAUGGUUUAUAUUCGAAUUAUUAAUAUUUAUAAUAAUUAACAAGUUAUUAUUUGCCUAAAGUUUAUGUGUUUUGGAAAAAAAAGAGACCGCCAAUCGUCACAUCUGAUUGGUCAAUGAAAAACCCAAACAAUUCGCCUGGGACUUCGUAAUUGUGAAUUGAUAUUAUUGUCAAUUGACCAUUACCACAACAAUGGCACAGUCCACUAUAACGCGAUUUUAUACUACUAGAAAACGUGGGAAAGCUAGCGAAGAUUUAAAAUUAGUUAAGAAUUUAUCUGAUGAAACCUUACCUAAGGAUGUUAGUAAAAAGAAAGAAAUUAAGGCAGCAGUUUGCCAAUCUCCUAAGCGAAAUAUAAACACAACAGAAGAAAGUACUCCAUCAAAAAAGAAGCCUACUAUGACUGUACAAGGUGAUAUUACAAAAGAAUCAAAGAAACCAGCUCGCAGAAAAUUGCAGGUUAACAAGUUUGAAAAUGAAUCAAUGUCUGGAUUGAAAGUUAGCUCUCCAAAUGCUAAAAAUCAGCUUGCUAGUCCUAAAAAAAUAUUGACUGAUGAUGAAAAAUUGGAAGCACUUAUCAACCAAUCUCGAUCUAGAUUGUUGUUUAGUUCUAAAAAAGAGGAGCUAAAAAAAGCAUUAGCCAGCUUUUCAGAAAAAACAUCAAAGAUAAAGGAUUUUGAAUCAAACCCAUGUAAAAUAACAUCUGUUGCUAGAUCAUCUACAAACAAAAUUGAGAAGACAUCCCCCAUAAAAACAUCUCCAGUAAAACCAGCUCAUGAGAGAUUUAGGUAUUUGGUCGAAUCUCCAUCAACUUCCUUAAUAUUACCAGUGAAAUAUAAAAUACUUUGUGAGAUGUUUCAAAGUAUGGAUACAGUUGUAAGUAUAUUGAACAACAGGAAAGAAAAAGUAACAUUUGAGAAAGUCAAAGAAGGUGUGCAGAAGAUGAUGAAAAGAAAUUUUGCAAAACUGCAUCUUGGUCAAAUUAUGACUGUAUAUCCUUCAGCUUAUACUUUGGAAUUAAAAAAACCUACUAGGAAAAUAGAUGGUGCAGAAUAUGAAUUGAUUAUUUCACCAAAUUUGUGUAAAGAUGAAGAUGGCAAUUAUAUAGCAAAGCCUGAUGCAUUUGUAUCUAUGCACCCCCAGACCUUACUUGAUCGAAAAAGAGAAUUUAAUAACAAUAUAUUAGAAGUGGUGAAGAAACAUCAUCAGGACUUUUUAGACAGAAUAAACUUUCCUAGUGUUUCUGGUACCAGCAUUAAAUUUUGGCAUCCAAAAUUUCCUCUCGAUUCAAUACCAGAUAUUCAGCCUGCUGAACUCCCUGAACCGCCUGACUCAAAAAUUUAUACAGCCAAAGAUGUUUUAAAUGUAGUAAAAGGUUCUUUAAAAAGUAAAAAUAAGGUGGAAAAAGCUUUACAGAGGGUAGCUGAAGAAUCUGCAGCUGAGGAGAAAAAAGGAGAUAUAAUUCUCACUAAACCAGAAAAUGCAAAAUCUGCUUUAAAAGGCAUUUGUACCGACUUAAUAGAAAAGAUUCGUGCUCGGGAGUCUGCAAAGCUUCUGGAAACAAUGACUAGAGAUCCUGGAGAAGUAAAAAGAAAAGCAAUGCUAGAAAGAUUGCCAAAAAUAAUCAGUAUUUUGUGGCACUACUUCAUAGCUGAACGUAAAGCUGCUGUUCCUGUUGAUGUUGCAGUUGAGAAAAUUAUUCAUAGUUUAAAUACAUUGUCAGCACCUGAUGACGUUAAAGAGCAUUUGAAGCUAAUAACAGAAACAUUUCCUGGUUGGCUGACGUUUGUAAAAAUUCCCAAAGGAACUUAUAUUACUAUUGAUAAGAAAAGGAACAUAAAUGAUAUGUUAGCUAAUUUUGCAUGUUAAUAAUGGACUUGUGAAUUUAAAAAAAAAUUCUUUUAGUGUUUACAAGAAAUGUUUUAAUAUGUAUUUCUUUCUAUAAAUUGUAUGGUUUUAGAUAAAUGAAUUUCAUAUAAUAAAUUUUAUUUGUAGUAA